Molecule: messenger RNA, 2423 nt
Organism: Musa acuminata AAA Group (dessert banana)
Lineage: Eukaryota; Viridiplantae; Streptophyta; Magnoliopsida; Zingiberales; Musaceae
Product: probable protein phosphatase 2C 10
Exons: 7
Coding region: 1100-1951 (283 amino acids)
Biological process (GO): peptidyl-threonine dephosphorylation
Molecular function (GO): protein serine/threonine phosphatase activity
Source: RefSeq, a predicted model, not a curated record
UUUAUUAAAUACAUUGAAGAGAAAAAGAAAACAUAGCACCUGCUUAAAGGACAGAUCAGAUAAAAGUCAUGGAAUUCUGCUAUUCUGAAAAAUGAGGUGCCACAAUUUGCAGAUCCAUCCAUAUGAAGUAGCAAGUGAUCCAAAAGUAUAUGACUGGCACAUGGCGCAGCAGGGAAUCCAGAUCUCCCAGGGCUGAGGUGUUCACGCCAUUAUUGCAAAUGCUUCAGAGGAAUCUUAAAUCCAAGAAUGAAAGAGGACGGCCAGUCUCUCAUGUUCACAGUGACUCAUGUUCUCGUCUGUUGCUCACAUGCAGAACUUGCAGAACCCUGGAACUGGGACUGAAUGAGAGUCGAACCUGAGUUAGCCGCUGUGGAGCAAAUAUGUGAACCGGAAUGGCUAACGCUGUCCUUCACCGGUAGUACCACUUCGCCAUAUGGACCGGACACAAGCAUUGCGAUCGACGACCACUUAGGACUUCACACCAGGAAAUGAGGCUUCACGAGAGAGAGAGAGUAGGCAACCAACGCGAGAACUCUCAUCUGAAGGUCCAAGACGAGGAAAGAAAACUUUGAAAGCCAAGCAUACGCAAAAAGAUAACAAUUCUCUUUCUUUCAAUUAUCUCCCUAACUCUUUAAGUUUACGUCGUGAAUUAUCACCAGAAUCUAAAAGUAUAGGUGCAUUAUUUUAUCUAAAAAGUAAUAAAUAUUUUCCAUAGUCACUGGGUCGGACACGUAGCAUGCGUAUUAUUAGCAGCCAGCAAAGUCAACAUUUCGCUGCAUGCUAUCAUUUAUUUUAUUUAUUGUUGUUACUGCUCUCCGCCUUUCUUUAUUUAUUUCUUUUUCCUUCCCGGUUCAGACUAUUCUCAUGCCUGCACUGCAGUUCAUCUUCCCCAAACCUCGUCUCCCCUUCAGUCUCUCGUAGUGGCGAUCGGAUCUUUAGUAAAGAUUCGAUCUUGGCGCGUUUUCGCGACGCGGAGCGGAUUCUUUUUAGAAAAAGUUGAAACUUUUGUCAGUGCGGUGAGGCCACAAUCGAAUCUUGGGAGCGGCGAGAGAUUUGAUGUUGAGAAUUUAGCGGGGCGGGCUGCGGUAGUUGGGGUUUUAUGGAUAGAUUUUGCUGCUUCAGAGGUUCCUCCUCUCAGUUUGCAGGUUCCUCAUCUGAUGCCGGUAAAGGGAGAAGUUCUCAAGGUCGCACAAAAGUUACUUAUGGAUUUAACCUUGUAAAAGGGAAAACCAAUCAUCCAAUGGAGGAUUAUCAUGUUGCCAAGUUCAUUAAUAUGAGAGGACAGGAGCUCGGUUUAUUUGCUAUAUUUGAUGGUCAUUUGGGAAAUAUUGUGCCUGCCUAUUUACAGAAGCAUCUAUUUACUAAUAUUUUAAAAGAGGAACAAUUUUGGACCAAUCCGGAUGUGGCCAUUGCAAAUGCCUAUGAAAAAACAGACAAGGCAAUUCUUUCACACAGUCCUGAUCUUGGGCGAGGUGGUUCAACUGCGGUUACUGCAAUUCUCAUUAAUGGCAGGAAAUUGUGGGUUGCUAAUAUUGGUGACUCACGAGCAGUUCUUGCAAAAGGUCAACAGGUAUUACAAUUGACAAUUGAUCACGAUCCCAGUACUGAACGAGGAAGUAUCGAGAAUAAAGGUGGCUUUGUCUCAAACAUGCCAGGAGAUGUCCCAAGAGUUAAUGGCCAGUUAGCUGUUUCCCGUGCCUUUGGGGACAAGAGUCUUAAAUCACAUUUGCGGUCAGAUCCUGAUAUACGUUGUGAAAAUGUUACUGGGGAGACCGAGCUACUCAUCCUUGCUAGUGAUGGUAUAUGGAAGGUUAUGAGCAAUGAAGAGGCAGUUAAUAUUGCUAGAAGGUUUAAAGAUCCACAAGCAGCAGCAAGGCAGCUGACCGCUGAGGCACUGAACAGAGACAGCAAAGAUGACAUAUCUUGUAUUGUUGUGCGACUAAGAGCAUAAAGAAUGCUUACUCCUUCAGUUGACAGUGAUCAGAAAUUUGGAUCAUUGAAGAGGUCAUUAAUUUAGUUUCAUAAGGGCAUCCUCAAGUUGAAAGCACCAAGAAUUUCGGCCUUCCGCUACAAAACAUGAGACAGGUGCCACUCUUGCCAUUCGAUAUCCGCUGUAAAUGCCUUUGCAAUUGUGGUGAGUGUGAUACUAUAUGAUUUCGUGUGGUAAUCAGAAGAAUCCCUCUUCUUAAGUAGCAUGGCAACUCAGCAGGUCCUCUUUGAAAGAUCACCAUCAGUUAAUUAUGAUUGGUGGGAUUGCUUAUCUUUUAUUUUGCUUUUUUUUUUUCUUUUUUUCUUGUCUGCUUUUACAAUGAGAAGCAGAUGGUGUUUUAGCUUGCUUGCAGUAUUCCUGAUAAUAAUCCAAGUGUUGUUGUAAUUGAUUGGCAUAUUUCUUAUUCUUAAUCUAGUGCCUAUGGAUUUAUGCA